AUGAAACAGAUAUAUAGGAAGGCAGAGCGCGUCAUCUUGUGGCUCGGUCCUUCGGACCCAAUGACAAGGUCUGCGUUUGAAAAAUUCAAACUGCUGGCUGUUUUGUGGUCCUGGCGAGCGGCAAAGGGUGCAAAGGAGGAAUGUUCGGAAAAAGAGUUCAGAAGAUUCAUGAUCCACGAUAGCUCAGAGCUGGAUGACAAGACCAUUUUUGACUUACGUGACAAAUGCACGUGGACAUCGGGCCCCUCUGCCAUGCAAAGAGGAGCGAUGGAGUAUUGCGACCUGUCCCCAACGAACGACCUACAUGGCUCGAAAGCCUUCGAAUUUGGACGCUUUCAGCUUUGGCGGGCAAUCGACGACAUGUUUGCUAAUCCUUUCUUCUCUCGCGCAUGGAUCAUACAAGAGGUAUCAGUCGCUCGCAUUGCACAUGUCCAGUGUGGCCCCUUCUUGCUCCCUUGGGAGCUAUUUCGAAGUGCCUUCAACGCGCGACAGCUCCUGCGCUGUCAGCCACUCCAGUACAGCGAUCCUCUGGCUACUCCGAAUGCUGUAAGCACUGUCAGGGAUGCACGUAAGCGUUUCUGGAACGAUGGUUUCUGCACGGAUCUGGCUGGGGCGAUGCCCCUUUUCUCUUUCUCGAAAGCAAAGGAUCCUCGAGACUACAUCUAUGCCGCCCUGGGUCUGAUCAAGCAUACGUCGAGACCCGGUCGUUUCAACCGUAUUGUGCCUGACUACACCAAGGACGUGUCUGAGGUCUAUCUGGAAGCAGCAAGCCAUAUGAUAAUUGAACGAAAAGAUUUAUAUAUCUGGGGCCUUAAUGAUCCACCGCGAACAAAAACCGUCACCAAUCUUCCAACUUGGGUGCCUGAUUGGUCAAUGGAAUCCGAAGAGGGCAACCCAUAUCAUUGCAAACUGUUGUUCUCGAGAGCCUUUCCCGGUGAUCUCGUUAUCGACCGUCGACACCUGCGAGUCAACGCUCAUCUGCUUGACACAGUAUGUCUUGUUGUAGAUAUCGUGGAAGUGUACGAUUUACGAGACCUCCUUGCUAAGACCAUUCUGCUAUUUAGAGAGUUCGGCUUAGGGCUUUUCGAACCGUAUCAAGCAGAAAGCCUCAACAUGAAAUUCUCAGCAACAGUCGAUGGUGAUGGUGGUUCCACCUCCCACAAGCACCCAAGCCCAUACUUACAACGACUCGGCCAUGCAUUUUCAGUGCUCACGAAGUUGAAGCACGUACCAAACCUCGUUCUGAAAGUACUAUCAGAUCUUCUUCUCGCAAGGGACCGGCCCAAUGAGGAUAGAACGCUCGCUAUUGAGGCGCUAUGGGCUUGUCUAUGCAAUGGCGACAAGGAUAGGAAGACCGGUUUCCAGCUUUUCCUUGCCCAUUUGUACUUCGAGGUAUUGACGUCAAUUCCCGGAAUUCAAACUCUUGAUAAGGGAAUAUCCAACAAAGCUUACAAGACCUGGUUGAUGGCGGCAUGCAUUCUUUCAGCUCAACAGCCUCAAGAUACCUUCUGGAGCACGCUCUGCCAUGAGAAACUUUCGCAAAUUAUGCCGGAUGAGGAGCGAGUCAUGUCACCUGAAGCACUAUUUAUAACCAGAGCGGGCUACUUUGGUCGCUGUCCCAAGGAUGUGGCAAAGAUCGGGCAUCACGUCGCCAUCCUGGGCGGGGCUUUUCGCCCUUACCUGCUGGAGAAACAGCCCGAGGGGUUUUAUCAUUUUGUGUCCUACGCAUACGUGGAAGGCAUUAUGAACAUGACAGCACUCGGUCCAGACAUGACAUUGACGAGGAUAGAGAUCCGGUAA
This is a messenger RNA of Exophiala xenobiotica, 1800 nucleotides long. RefSeq lists its product as uncharacterized. The record is from RefSeq and is a predicted model, not a curated record. The transcript has a single exon. Lineage: Eukaryota; Fungi; Ascomycota; Eurotiomycetes; Chaetothyriales; Herpotrichiellaceae. The coding region runs from base 1 to 1800 and encodes 599 amino acids.